Medioppia subpectinata is the source of this 861-nucleotide messenger RNA. The record is from the annotation of a GenBank genome assembly. NCBI's taxonomy places the organism in Eukaryota, Metazoa, Arthropoda, Arachnida, Sarcoptiformes, Oppiidae.
AUGAGUAGCGCAAAAACUAGUGUUGCCAGAAAAUAUCCAAUCCCGGAACACCCUGUCCGCAAUAAGUACCAGGAGUGUCUAUUUGUAAGAAAUCUCAACUUGCUUCUAGAAAUUAAUAAAUGGUGGUUUGAGUACUCGCUAUUUUCACCAAGGGACUUUCCCAAUCUGUGCGCCGAUAGCGCCAUCACGUUCACAGACUUAUUAGAGGACCUGUAUUUACGUGAUAGAAAUGACCCUGACAGAAAGCGAUAUAAAUUCACGGACUUGUUUAACUGGGAAACAUACGUCUUGUGUAUUUACACGGUGUGCGACAUCAUAAUGGCUGGAAUGCCGGACACCCAACAGCGCCGUCUGAUAUCCAGCUGGCGAUCCUAUUUAGACGGUCAGCAAAAAUCCAAACAAAUAAUCGAUAAGCGGGAAAAUGUAGACCUAGAUGAAAUUAAUAAAGCAAUUAGUGGUAUGGAAAUUAUAAUAGCAUUGAUUGAAUACUCGGACGAAAUACAUGUGCCGGACAACGAGUGGUCUGACCCGCGGAUCGCACGGCUCCGGGAUCUCUGCAAUCUGUCAAUCGUUUACUUGAAUGACGUCUACUCUUUCGAGAAGGAGCUCAACGAACAGAACGGAGUAUUGGAGCAAAUGCUCGUCAAUACAGUCGCCUAUCACUCGCUCCGGGAGGGCAUCACUAUAGCCGCAGCCAUGCGUAAGACACUGGACGCCAAGCGGGACAUUGCGUCGGAGUUCGACCACUUGUGUGCCGAUGUGUUGGCUUCGGACGAGUUUAGUGCCGAUACUAAACAAUUUGUGCGGACAUUGGAUACUAUGAUUGCCGGUAAUUAUCGUUUAUUAGUCGCCUCGCGAUAA